AUGGAGCUUCAGGAAAUUAAGUGUGCUGGGAAUAGUUUUACUUGGAUUAGGCCUAAUGGUUGUGUGAAAAGCAGGCUUGAUAGAUUCUUGGUUUCGGAGAAUUGGCUAUCUCUUUGGCCUGAGAGCUGUCAACUUGUCCUCCAAAGGAAUCUUUCUGAUAAUUGCCCAACCAUCUUGCAAACUAGCAUGGUGGAUUGGGGUCCUAAGCCCUUUAGGGUGUUUGACUGGUGGCUGCAACAAAAAGGGUAUCAAAAAAUGUGGAGCAAGGUAGAGGGGAAUAUUAAUGCCAAGAAGAUCCUCAACAUUCAGCAGAAACUAAAUGAGGUGGAGAAUCAAGCCUCUCAUCGAAUUCUGUCUGAUCAAGAGCUUAAGGAUAGAAACUCUCUUCAACAGGAGUUAUGGAAUGCUUCAAAUGCUUUUGAAUCUUUAAUGACACAAAAAUCAAGGGCCAGAUGGUUGAAGGAAGGGGACUGCAACACUGGUUACUUCCACAAAAAUAAUAAAUUUCAGGAGAGCAUACAAUGCUAUUCCAGAUUCACUGAACAGAACCACUCUAGACCUACCUUGAAUGGGGUUCAAUUCAAUUCUAUUUCUCAGGGGCAAAGGGAGCAGCUGACUGCCCCUUUCUCUCACCAAGAGGUCAAAGAAGCUGUGUGGAGUUGUGGAGGGGAUAAAUGCCCUGGGCCAGAUGGCCUUAACUUGAAGCUUCUUAGAUGGAAAGAAAAAGGAACCUAUCAAUAUAUUGUAGUAUGCUGA
Molecule: messenger RNA, 756 nt
Organism: Glycine soja
Lineage: Eukaryota; Viridiplantae; Streptophyta; Magnoliopsida; Fabales; Fabaceae
Exons: 3
Coding region: 1-756 (251 amino acids)
Source: RefSeq, a predicted model, not a curated record